GCUCGAGGUGCUUUUGUGUUGUUAAUUUCGCCUGAGUGUGCUUACUGUGAUGGCGCAAUUUUCGAAAGACGCGGUAUGGUAUCGUUCGCCCGCGAUACACUUCAGUCGCGUUUGUGGCUGCACGCGAUUUGACGUAUUCUGCGCGCUGUGAUGUCACUUGUCAGCUUAUUUUAUGAAAUGUCAAACGUUUUACAUGUAAUUCGCGAGUGAAUGAUAAACAAAUUGACAGUGAAAUUAUUGUUCAUGAAGUGAUAUUAUUAACUGAGUGACAUGGACUGUUAUUAUUCGAAAUUUUACCCGAGGCGUAAGUGACAAAUGGAAAGUUUACACCGGUGAAAGAUACACCGAUGAUGCACCCGGCAGGAUACUACGCUAAUCUUGCGAGCGGUGCGCUCGCAGCCGGCACCAUUGCGUCUCCAUGGAGCACGCCGGCCGGCGCGCCCGACACCAACGGCUCGGGCGGCGCCGAUGCCAAACACCUGGAUGUCGGCGAUGCGAGCGACGACGAGAAGGACUUGUCGGCGGCGGACGCGGAAGGAGUAUGGAGUCCGGACAUCGAACAGAGCUUCCAAGAGGCGCUGGCGAUCUACCCUCCCUGCGGCCGGCGCAAGAUCAUCCUCUCCGAUGAGGGCAAGAUGUACGGAAGGAACGAGCUUAUAGCGAGGUAUAUAAAACUAAGGACAGGCAAGACCCGCACGAGGAAACAAGUCUCCUCGCACAUACAGGUGCUAGCUAGGAGAAAACUAAGGGAAAUACAGGCCAAACUCAAAGUGGACGGGGGUAUGAUGAAAGAGAAAGCCAUGCAGUCGAUGAGCACGCUGUCGAGCGCGCAGAUAGUGGCGGGCCUGCCGCACCCGGCCUACCACCACACGCAAUUCUGGCAACCGGGCUUACAAGCUGGGACAUCACAAGAUGUCAAGCCGUUCCCCGGUGCAGGCUACAAAGGAGUCCCAGGAGUGGGAGGAGUGGGAGUGCCUGGAGGGACAGACGUGGCGCCGCCACCUCCCUGGGAAGGCCGAGCUAUUGCUACCCACAAACUGAGGCUAGUCGAGUUCUCGGCGUUUGUGGAGCACCCGAGGGACCCUGACACGUAUCCCCCGAGCGCAGCGCCGGCGCAGCAUUUGUUCGUUCAUAUAGGUGGUACAGUCACAUACGCGGAUCCUUUACUAGAGUCCGUAGACGUCCAACAAAUAAACGAUAAGUUCCCGGAGAAGAAAGGAGGCCUCAAAGAACUUUACGAGAAGGGUCCAAGGAACGCGUUCUUCCUCGUCAAGUUCUGGGCGGACCUCAACACAAGCAAUCUGGACGACCCCGGUGCCUUUUAUGGGGUUACUAGUGUAUACGAAAGCAACGAGAACAUGACGAUAACGUGCAGCACCAAAGUGUGUUCGUUCGGGAAACAAGUUGUAGAGAAGGUGGAAACGGAAUACGCUCGGUUCGAGAGCGGGCGAUUCGUGUACCGCAUCCACCGGUCGCCGAUGUGCGAGUACAUGGUCAACUUCAUACACAAGCUCAAGCACCUGCCCGAAAAGUACAUGAUGAACAGUGUGCUCGAAAACUUCACUAUACUACAGGUGGUAUCAAAUAGAGACACACAAGAGACAUUACUGUGCGCGGCAUUUGUGUUCGAAGUGUCAAACAGUGAGCAUGGCGCACAGCACCAUAUCUACCGGCUCGUCAAAGACUGAAGCGUCCGAACGCGUGCGCAUAUGAGUUAAGUGUACUAGAGCAGUCAUGCCGAACGGUGUCCCUGAGUCGGUCACGUGGAUAGCUGAAGGCGACACGACAUAGAGCGUGCAUUUGCAAAUCCAUUAGGCUUCUUGUACAUGCCAAGUAAUUUCACCGUAUCUGCCUACAAGACAAGAAUUUCGUCGGACCUAGCUACGAAAAGUCACACAGUGCGCGUACCUACACCGCGUGUCGUAUCUAGCGAAGACAAGAAUUACAUCUUGGUCAGUGCCGGAGUAAUAUACACGGUUCGUGUGUAGAAACGACACGAAUUCCUGCGUAGGCCUGGCGACUUUUCUUAGCGUGAACAAGCGGCCUUAGGUGUCCAAAGUUAAGCUCAUAAAUCUUGUGACAUUUGGUGACCUUAGAGCUUUAAUGAACUAACUGACAUUUCAAUGGGACAUAAUAGAAGCUGACUUGUGACGAAACAGGUGACAAAGAUGACAAUUUUAUUUGUAUCAAUAUGGCUUAUCUUCGCCAUUUAUGGUAACUAUUAGCCCAAAAAUAAGAUGAAAAAGUGUACUUUAAAAAUACUCAAUGUAUGUCUGUUUAUUGUUAGACCUAGCUGAGUCAAACGCCUAGCUGUAUAAGACUUCAAUGUUGAUUGGGAAAUAAAAACAAUUUAAAAAAAAUGCACUUUCUAUGUCAUGUUGUCUCACUCAAACAGUUGCAAUACGCGUAAUUCCAGGCAAACACUCGAUUUGGAAUGUCUGUUCUGUACGUAGUACAUAAAUACAAUGCUCAUCGAAGAAAAAAUGCUUUUACAUGAAUGUGUUAUCUAAAUUCAGUGCUAUUCCGUCACCAGUAAAGAUGGUAUUUCAAGAGUUCAUAACAAUCCAAAAAUAUCGGUAGAUACGAGUGAUGUGGUUUUAUGUAGUUAUUGUCAAGUCGUUUCAUCGGUGACAGUUACUUAUGUUUGUUCGUUGGCUGUAUUAGAUCUAAAAAUAACAACCGGUCAUUAUUUUUAGCCAUAAGGCGUUUCAAAUUCUUGCCAUUCUCUUUUUCUUUCUCUCUUCUUUCCUUCUUAAUCGUUCCAUUUCUUGAUUCUGCCUUUCUUGUGGCAAUUUCGAUCUUAAGUUUAAACAUGUAGCACAUUAGUUUCAUAUAUUAUAACCUUCCUUUUCAUCUUUUUGUGCUCAUUACAUUUUAGCUAUUGCCCCAGCCGUUACUGUUACUGUUUCUUUGACGCGAUAUUUUCUUUCUUUUUUUCUCUCUUUCAUGUUAAUUUAUCAGGCGACAUUAACAUUACUGCACCAUCCUCGAUAUUACAUUGAUAAAUUCAGACCAUGAGUGUGCAAUAAUAUAGUACGUACUCGUAGAACAGCAGUAUGUAGAGUCGCAAUGCUAAAAACUCCUUCCAUCUGCUCAUAAAGCCUUAAAGAGAAAAUUUCUAUAUUCUACCUACACUAUGUUUUGUCUUGUGCUUCCUACUUCAUAUUUUUCUGGUUUUCAUAUUCCCAUAUUAUAAUACUCGACUUAAUCUGGUAUAAAUCAAAGAACUCUAUCUACCACUUUCUUCAUUAAAUCAAAAAAUAUUUUAAUGUGAACAUAACAUAGCAAAUUGUGAUCUGAAAAUUACGCUACAAGUAUUUUUAUAACUGAAUGUUUAUUGUAUAGCUCAAUUUUUAAUAUCUCUAUUAUAAUUUAAAACUGUUUUCUGUAUUAUCUUCAUUAUUACUGUUCACUGUAUAUAAAAUUUAAAUAACCACUCACGUGGUCCAGACGAGAUUGUUAUUUCGGUAAAAGAAAUAAGAGUAACAAUAAUAUUUUACAUAAUUCUUAAUGCUAAAUAACGUUCGGUAUAGUUGUGUAAAAUAAUGUCAAAUAAGAUGAUAUAGAAUUGAAUACACACAGUGCCUCUAUAAUUAUGUUACAUUAACAUAAAUUACUUGAGCAGUUUAAUCUUUUCACUGGUUUGAGCUAAGAGAAGAUAGUAAAGUAUAAGAGAUAAAAUAAAUAGCAGUGAAAAGGUUAAAAUUUUAGUGUAGGGUCCUUGAAUCAUGCGUAGGUUUAAAUGUAGAGUAUUAAGGUAUGUCUAAAACCGCCACAUUUCGCCCAACUCGUGGUGGGUUGAUCAUUAUUUCAGUUUCUCGUCAAAUCAAAGUGUAAAUACUUCAGUCUAACGUUUUACUUUUGUUAUCUAAACGCACUCAUAUGCUUCUUACGUUAACUACCUACUUAUUUUAACGUCUUGUUAGGUCGUAAGACACUUCUGUUCUUAGUAUGAUUUGCCAGAUAGUCGUACUGAUAACAGUCUUUGCCACAAUAACUAUUCAAAUUGUACCUACAUGUAUAUAAUAUUCGUAUGUACCUACGUUAAAGUGUUCAUGUGUUCACAUGGUCUGCCAGUUAGGGUCUGUACUAAAUUGUAUCAUACGAGAGAAUAGACGUUCGGUCACAUGUUAAAAUGUAAGAGUUAUUGUACCGUUCUUUUUCUUGUCCCCAUUGAUUUGUAACACCUAUGACACUAUUCUUCUAGGCAGCUAUUUUCUUAGGUGUUCAAAAAACAAGGUGAUAUCGGUUGUAAGUAUUUAAUCUACGUUGACGAUCUCUUUUGAUCGAUUUUAAAUUAAUUAAGAUUCUGUUAUGAUACAAGUGUUGUGAUUAAAUUAUUCUCAUGGCCGGUAUAAGAUUACCUGGCUCUUAUAAUAAUAUACCCGACGUCACCUUGUUAAAAAACUCGGCGUGUAAUAAUUUUCAUCUAAACCGGGACUUGUAAACUCCGGGAUAUUUAAACUCAACCUUAUGUCUAUUUAUUUUGGAACGGCUAAAAAUGAUUUAUCUAACUAUAAUGAUAAUACAGACAUCGUAUUUGAGUUGCCUAUAAAUCACUAUUUAAAAUAUGAAAAAAUUACUGAAUAUUAAUAAUUCGAAUUUCUUAGACAUUUGAAGCCUUUUCAAAAUGGAUAGACUUUGUACCUACUAUAUCACCGCGGCUCUUUCAAGUUUCAAAGUACAAAGGGGUAUUGCUCGCUAGCCAGCCGGUCGAUACAAUAAGUUUAUGUGGCAAUGAUUUGAUCUCUCUUUUAGUCAAAUAUUAUAAGGGUCCUCCCGUCGGCGCGGUCACGCGCACAUAUUAUUAUUUUUAAUCAGUUAAGUUUAUGUGCAUUACAUAGUAUUUAGUUUCAAGACAUGAGGUAGGAAAAUAUUAUCUUAGAUAAUAAUAAGAGAUUUUUGUAUUUAUUUGAUAGAGUUAUAUUAGGUAAAUUGUAAAGUGAAUAGCUUUAAGUUUUUUUGUUUUAUGGCGAUGGUCGUUCAGAAAUUGUAGGUAAUGUUGUCACGUACCUAGUACUUAAGCAAGCGAUUGAACUUAAUUUCUUUGUAACAGAUAGUUUGACUGUUCUUGUACUUCAUUCAUGGACCAAUAAUAAAAGUAGAGUUUAGUGCUAUAUUUUUCUUCCUUCUGCUAUUAAUGCUUAAUAUUUUCCAAAAUAAAAUGUUAUCUACACAUUUAGAUAAAGAUGGUCAAAUGUUCUGUUACAUUUUUCUAAUUUGUUUUCUGAAGGAUAUUAAAUCGACACAACUUUUAUCAUUGUGUACGGAAAUUCGUGAAAAAAACAAGCAAAAAGAUCUGCUUACUUAGUUGUGAUUUUUACUUUUAUUAUAAUUAUGUACUCAAGGGAGAUUAACUCGAUAAUAAUAAAUCCUUUUGCUAGAAUAGUAUAAACGGAAUUGUUUGAAAAGCCUACGGCGUUAUGCAAUAAUAUAAAGGUCGUGUCAUGUAAAUAAAUUAUACUUUAGUGCAUUUUUCAGUUGUUAGUAGAUACUUUAAGCGAUUUUUGCUUCUAUAAAGUUUUUCAUAUCGACAAUCUGCCAUAUCAAAAUGAAAAUAUUAAAGAUUUAGUCGGCGGAUUUGGAGACAAUCAUUUGCCUAUUUUCUUCAGAUACGACGAGUGUAUUACUUUUGUUACUACCUACAGCAAAUGAUUUGCUGCAAAACCAGCCGACAUUGUACAGUAUUUUAAAGAUAAUAUUACGUUAAAAUUUGUAUGAAAAUUUAAUUAUAUUGUCUUCUUAAA
Ostrinia nubilalis (European corn borer) is the source of this 5747-nucleotide messenger RNA. RefSeq names its product protein scalloped (gene scalloped). Lineage: Eukaryota; Metazoa; Arthropoda; Insecta; Lepidoptera; Crambidae. Gene Ontology annotation, molecular function: RNA polymerase II cis-regulatory region sequence-specific DNA binding; DNA-binding transcription factor activity, RNA polymerase II-specific. The transcript has 12 exons. The coding region runs from base 348 to 1688 and encodes 446 amino acids. Gene Ontology annotation, cellular component: transcription regulator complex. The record is from RefSeq and is a predicted model, not a curated record. Gene Ontology annotation, biological process: embryonic organ development; hippo signaling; regulation of transcription by RNA polymerase II.